GGAAGAUCCAGAGUGCGGAACCUGAACCCGGAGUUGGAGGUGGUAUCAUUAAAGUCCACCCGCAGGUCCAGGAGGCUCCUGCUGGGACAGCCGGGACCUGCUGACCCGUGCCGGACCGGAGCAGCAGCUGGAUGCGGACCUGCAUGACACCAUUGCUGCUGUUUGUUGUUGUUGUUUACCAAAGUGCGCUUGUUGUUCCGGACAUGCUCGCGCUCCUGCUGCUCGUAUGGCUCACUGCCGGAGUGCGCGCCCAGAUCCGGUACUCGGUCCCGGAGGAGGCGGACCGCGGCACGCUUGUGGGCAACAUCGCGGAGGACCUGGGUCUGGACUUGACCAAGCUGGCCUCGCGCCACUUCCAGGUGGUACCCAGCUCCAGGAGCCCGUACCUGGAGGUGGACCUGGAGAACGGGGUCCUGAUGGUGAAGGAGCGCGUGGACCGGGAGCAGAUCUGCAGGCAGAGCGCGCGCUGCCAGCUCAACAUGGAGGUGUUCCUGGAAAACCCGCUGGAGCUGUUCCGGGUGGAGAUCGAGGUAGUGGACAUCAACGACAACCCGCCCAGCUUCCCCGAACCGGACCUGACGGUGGAGAUCUCUGAGAGCGCCACUCCCGGGACCCGGUUCCCCCUGGAGAGCGCCUUCGACCCGGACGUGGGCUCGAACGCGCUGCGGACCUACGACCUGACCACCAACAACUUCUUCUACCUGGACGUCCAGACCCAGACGGACGGAAACAAGUUCGCAGAGCUGGUCCUGGAGAAGCCGCUGGACCGGGAGCAGCAGGCGGCGCACCGGUACGUCUUGACUGCGGUGGACGGGGGCCAGCCCCCCCGCACCGGGACCGCGCUGCUGGUGGUCAAAGUUCUGGACUCAAACGACAACGUGCCGGUGUUUGAGCAGCCGGUCUACACGGUGAGUCUGUCCGAGAACAUCCCGGUGGGGUCCCCGGUGAUCCAGCUCAACGCCACGGACCUGGACGAGGGUCUGAACGGGGAGGUGGUCUACUCCUUCAGCAACCACAUCUCCAGCCGGGUCAAGGACCUGUUCAGCAUAGACCCGCGGACCGGCCGCGUGGAGGUGCGCGGGGAGGUGGACUUCGAGGAGACCGGCCUCUAUCAGAUCUUCGUCCAGGCCAAGGACCUGGGUCCGAACGCCGUGCCCGCGCACUGCAAGGUUCUGGUCAAAGUCGUGGACGUGAACGACAACGCGCCGGAGAUCACCUUCAGCACCGUGACCGAGUCCGUGCGUGAGAGCGCGACCUCCGGGACCGUGAUCGCCUUACUGAGCGUCACGGACCGGGACUCGGAGGAAAACGGGCAGAUCCACGUGGAGAUCCUGGGAGAGGUUCCAUUCAAGCUCAAGUCCUCAUUCAGGAACUACUUCACCAUCGUGACAGACGGACAGCUGGACCGGGAGCACACGGACUCCUACUCCGUCACCGUGGUGGCCCGGGACAAAGGGACCCCGUCCCUGGCCUCCAGUAAGUCCAUCAGGGUCCAGGUGUCAGAUGAGAACGACAACGCCCCCACCUUCACGCAGUCCGUGUACGAUGUGUACGUGACAGAGAACAACGUGCCGGGGGCCUACAUCCACGCAGUGACGGCUCUGGACCCGGAUGUGGGUCAGAACGCCCUCAUCACCUACUCCAUCUCAGAGCGGGACAUCCAGGGCAUGUCGGUGAAGACCUACGUGUCCAUCAACGAAGACACCGGGUACCUGUACGCCCUGAGGUCCUUUGACUACGAGCAACUGAAGGACUUCAGCUUCGUGGUUCGGGCCCAGGACUCAGGGACCCCCCAGCUGUCCUCCAACGCCACGGUCAAAGUUAUCAUCGUGGACCAGAACGACAAUGCCCCGUCGGUUCUGGCCCCGCUGGGGAAGAAUGGGUCCGCUAAGGAGCCCCUCCCUCGCUCAGCAGAGCCGGGCUACCUGGUGACCCGGGUGGUUGCCAUGGAUACGGAUGAUGGGGAGAAUGCCCGUUUGUCCUACAGCAUCCAGAGGGGCAACGAGAACGGCAUGUUCAGAAUGGACUGGAGGACCGGGGAGCUGAGGACCGCCAGGAGAAUCUCGCCUAAGAGAGACCCCCACCAAAUGUACGACCUGCUGAUCGAGGUCCGGGACCAUGGCCAGCCCCCCCUGUCCUCCAGCGCCAGCCUGCUGGUGGUUCUGGUGGACAGUGUGGCUGCUGGCCGGGGCCUUGGGGACAAAGUGGGCACCAACAAGUCCAAGGACAGCUCCCUGGACCUGACCCUGAUCCUCAUCAUCGCCCUGGGCUCCGUCUCCUUCGUCUUCCUCCUGGUCAUGAUAGUUCUGGCGGUCCGGUGCCAGAAGGACAAGAAGCUGACCCUGUCCCCCUGCAUGGGCUGCAGCUCCUGCUGCUCCCGGCAGGUCCGCUCCCGCAAGAAAAAACUCAGCAAGUCCGACAUUAUGCUGGUCCAGAGUACGGUCAACGUCAGCGGGACCGGGACCUCCCAGGUCCCCGUUGAGGAGUCUGGGAGCUUCGGCUCCCUCCACCAAAACCAGAACUAUUGCUACCAGGUCUGCCUGACUCCAGAGUCCGCUAAAACGGACCUCAUGUUCCUGAAACCGUGCAGUCCGUCCAGGAGCUCGGAUGCCGAUCACAACCCUUGCGGGGCCAUCGGGUCCGGGUUCUCCGACCCGCAGCCGGACAUCAUCUCCAACGGCAGCAUCUUGUCCAACGAGACCAAACAUCACCAGCGAAGUGAACUCAGCUACCUGGUGGACCGGCCGAGACGGGUCAACAGCUCUGCAUUUCAGGAGGCUGAUCUGGUGAGCUCUAAAGACAGCGGCCAUGGAGACAGUGAGCAGGGGGACAGUGACCAUGACGCCACCAAUCGAGGACAUUCCGCUGGUGCAGAUCUGUUCUCCAACUGCACAGAGGAGUGCAAGGCCCUGGGUCACUCUGACCGCUGCUGGAUGCCGAGCUUUGUGGCCUCCGAUGGGCGCCAGGGUCUGGACUACCGUAGCAACCUCCAUGUGCCUGGCAUGGACUCAGUCCCAGACACAGAGGUAUUUGAAAGCCCAGAGCAAACAGCUGACAAUUCAUUCUCCACAUUUGGUAAAGAGACGCCUCUCAUUCACCACCCCCUCCACCAUCCCAAAAACCACCACUGUCAUCUUCAGACCCCCCCAGUCAGCCAGCACCUCGUCUCAGAGAGGAAAGUGCUGGACUCUUUUCUGCCUCACUCCAGUUCAGCUACUAACACUUCUUAUUUAAGUGAGUAUUCUGUGCUGCCUCCAUCUUAG
Messenger RNA from Nematolebias whitei (Rio pearlfish), 3263 nucleotides. Its product is annotated as protocadherin-10. The transcript has 4 exons. The coding region runs from base 132 to 3263 and encodes 1043 amino acids. Lineage: Eukaryota; Metazoa; Chordata; Actinopteri; Cyprinodontiformes; Rivulidae. Gene Ontology annotation, molecular function: calcium ion binding. The record is from RefSeq and is a predicted model, not a curated record. Gene Ontology annotation, cellular component: plasma membrane. Gene Ontology annotation, biological process: homophilic cell-cell adhesion.